AUGUGCCGUCAUCUUGUCCUGCGUUGACCUCGUCCACCUUCAAGAUCCAGCGAUUACUUCGUCUAUCCUAGAGGAACUAGAGUGAAUAUCGCGUCAAAAGCUAUCUGGGAGUCAAUGAUAUUUCCCAAACGAGAAUUUAUUGAAGAGAGAGAAUUCAACACUGAACAGCACCACUCUCCCAUCAAUAAAAAUGGUGAAGCGUAGUUGGUGGGGUUUUAGCUAGCGUCUGUCCGUCUGUGCACCGAAUGAUUUCUCGAGUUGCCACGAAGGCUUACGGAGUGCGAGAUUCGUUCGCAGAUGAGGACGAUUGUGGCGCCAGCUGGACAGAGAAAUUCAAGUUUUCACUGCCUUCAGGGAUUUCAAUGGAGAUAAACUUCUGCCUGCGACAUUCAUUUAUCACUACUCUUCUCUGAAAGUGAUGCCAAUGCAAACAAACUGAAUAACUCAACUGGAAUAAUCCCUGGAGAUGGCAGAGAAACCUGAUGAGGAGGUGGUGUCGACGCAGCGGCGUCUCCAAUCGUCCCACGAUCCGGGCUGGAACGACCCCCCCAAGUGGGCCUUCACCCCCAGUCCAGCCUCCACUGGAACCCCAACAAAGAGAUUGUUAAACAAAAGAGUGGCUUUCCCAUUGUCUUCAGCCCCAGCAUCUCCAGGUAAUCCAGUUGCUGCGGGGCAACAGUUGCCUCCUGGUAAUUUACCACCCCCUCCAGCGCAAUUGACGAGCUUAACAUCUGCACCUCAUGCACCUCUACUAGCUCCCACGGCUGUCCCAAACACCUCUGAUAUCGCUCCCUCAAUUGCCGAUAAAGAGGAGGCGUUGCACAAGACAUUAGAGAAUAUACAAACUGUGAUAGAUGGUGAGUUGGACAGGAGCAGGGUGGAGGAGGUGCAGAAGAGGCUGGAGGUGAUGAGGAAUAUGUGGAGUGCAGGGAAACUCAAUGACACGAUUCAGGGGAUAUUGUUGAGGAUUUCUGAAGCACUGAGGGACAAGGACAUCGACGCAGCGGAUAAACUACACGUCUCUCUGAUGAUGGACCACACCAGCCUGUGCAACACCUGGAUAUCUGGCAUCAGACACCUCAUUCUGGAUUUGCGAGCGAAAAAUGCGGGGAGUGACAGCAAAUCUGAGAGUCACUCUCAGUCCGUUUUCCUAUUGAAUCCAACAGACUCCACGUUAACUUAAGAUUUGUACGGUUUAAGGACAAUAAAGAUAAAAAAUAUA
Diachasma alloeum is the source of this 1222-nucleotide messenger RNA. RefSeq names its product steroid receptor RNA activator 1. The coding region runs from base 467 to 1183 and encodes 238 amino acids. NCBI's taxonomy places the organism in Eukaryota, Metazoa, Arthropoda, Insecta, Hymenoptera, Braconidae. Gene Ontology annotation, biological process: regulation of transcription by RNA polymerase II. The transcript has 3 exons. Gene Ontology annotation, cellular component: nucleus. The record is from RefSeq and is a predicted model, not a curated record.